Molecule: messenger RNA, 1930 nt
Organism: Micropterus salmoides (largemouth bass)
Lineage: Eukaryota; Metazoa; Chordata; Actinopteri; Centrarchiformes; Centrarchidae
Gene: tbxta
Product: T-box transcription factor Ta
Exons: 8
Coding region: 1-1263 (420 amino acids)
Biological process (GO): somitogenesis; heart morphogenesis; mesoderm formation
Cellular component (GO): nucleus
Molecular function (GO): DNA-binding transcription factor activity, RNA polymerase II-specific; RNA polymerase II cis-regulatory region sequence-specific DNA binding
Source: RefSeq, a predicted model, not a curated record
AUGACUUCUUCCAACCCUGACCAGCGCCUGGAGCAUCUCCUCAGCGCCGUGGAGAGCGAGUUCCAGAAGGGCAGCGAGAAGGGAGACGCGUCCGAGAGGGAUAUUAAGCUGACGCUGGAUGAUGCAGACUUGUGGACCAAGUUCAAAGAGUUAACCAACGAGAUGAUUGUCACCAAAACUGGAAGGAGGAUGUUUCCGGUGCUCAGGGCCAGCGUUAGCGGCCUGGACCCCAACGCCAUGUACUCGGUGCUGCUGGAUUUUGUGGCCGCGGACAACAACCGGUGGAAAUACGUGAACGGGGAGUGGGUCCCCGGUGGGAAACCGGAGCCCCAAAGCCCCAGCUGCGUCUACAUCCACCCGGACUCCCCCAACUUCGGAGCGCACUGGAUGAAAGCGCCCGUCUCCUUCAGCAAAGUGAAACUCUCCAAUAAACUCAACGGGGGCGGACAGAUCAUGCUGAAUUCUCUGCACAAAUACGAGCCAAGGAUUCACAUUGUGAAGGUUGGAGGCAUCCAGAAGAUGAUCAGCAGCCAGUCUUUCCCCGAAACACAGUUCAUUGCGGUCACUGCUUACCAGAAUGAAGAGAUUACUGCUCUGAAGAUAAAGCACAAUCCCUUUGCUAAAGCCUUCUUGGAUGCCAAAGAAAGGAGCGACCAUAAAGAUGUCCCUGAUCACAGUGUGGACAACCAACAGUCUGGCUAUUCUCAGCUUGGAGGUUGGUUCCUCCCAGGCCAGAGUCCUAUCUGCCCCAGCAGCAGCCCUCCUCAGUUCAGUGGCACGGGAGGUCACUCCUCCGGCUCCUACUGCGAGCGCUAUUCCAGCCUGAGGAGCCACAGAGCAGCCCCGUACCCCAGCCACUACACCCACCGUGCCUCCAGCACAAACAACUACAUGGACAACUCUUCAGGGACUCUUGCCCAUGACAGCUGGUCUGCUCUUCAGAUCCCCAACUCCACAGGCAUGGGCACUCUGUCCCACACCACCAACUCCACAUCUAAUUCCAGUCAGUACCCCAGCCUGUGGUCAGUAGCCGGCACCACCCUCACCCCUUCAGGCUCGGCCUCAGGCUCCAUACCUGGAGGUUUGACCUCCCAGUUCCUGAGGGGCUCCUCCUACACGGGCCUGACCUCCUCGCUGCCCGUCUCCUCUCCCUCCUCCAUGUAUGACCCCAGCCUGAGCGAGGUUGGGGUCGGGGAAGCCCAGUUCGAGAGCUCCAUCGCCAGGCUGACCGCGUCCUGGGCGCCGGUGGCUCAGAGCUACUAAGCAGCAGCUUAAACUUCCAACGUCCCUGAAGGAGCAGGACUAAAGACAUACAUGAAAGGUUCUGGAGAAGAUGUGGAAAUCACAAGUCCUGCAAGGAUCCCUUUUGUCUCCAGUUUGUGAAAAAGCUUAGAUGAUUCAUUCCAGGGCCUCUGAUUUAAAUAACACUUAGGCUAAAGUUAGGCUGGAGUCAUUCUGAACAAACUUGAUGUGCAAAGACAAUCAUCUCCUUCCAUGUUGGACAAUAUCAUACCUUAGAAUAUUAAGCCUUAGAAUAGCUGCACGGUCAGAACUCCUUCUUUGCUCUUAGUAAUUCCCAACAUGCUUAUUACACAUUUAUAACAUGUUUACUACACCUAUUUUUAAAUCUCCUUUAGCGCCAAACAACCAAACUCAACUGAAAAAUCCUUGAUAUUUUUGUUUUUAUUCUUAAAUAUAUAAGAUGACAUGGUUCUGCUAACAUAAAUGUGUAUAUGUGUGUAAAUAGAAUAAAUUAACGUCCAGUGUUUUCCAAAUGAAUAUGCCUUUUCUGAUUGCAAUAAACGUCCCAAGAUCGGACGGAGAGACACAAGUGCCUUCUGCAUCCUGGCAGGGUUUUGUCAGGCCUAAAGACCCCCAGCCCUCCCCCCGCACAAACACGUGUACAUAACUAUCUAUUUGUAUUUGAACU